CUGCGGCCCGCGUCCCCGGAGUCCCGGCCUCUGUCGCGUCCGUCGCCGUCCCCCUCCAGGCGCCGAGCCCUGCGAGCUCCGGGCGGGCACCAGGGCGCGCAGGCAUGGGCGGCCAAGCCAGAGCGCGCCGGGCGGCCGCGGCGCUGGGCGUCCUGGGGCUGCUGUGCGCUGUGCUGGGCGCUGUCAUGAUCGCGAUGUUGCCCUCGCUCAUGAAGCAGCAGGUCCUCAAGAACGUGCGCAUCGACCCCAACAGCCUGUCCUUCGGCAUGUGGAAGCAGAUCCCCGUCCCCUUCUACCUGUCCGUCUACUUCUUCAGCGUGCUCAACCCCGACGGGGUCCUGCAGGGGGAGAAGCCGCAGGUGGAGGAGCGGGGGCCCUACGUGUACAGAACUGUUUCCUUGCCUUUCCACCCUGCCACUCUGGAACCCGCAAAAGCAGCUGCGCGGGCCGUGAUCUGCGGCAUGGGCCGGGAGCUGUGGGCCAGGCCUCCGCUGGGUGCCAGCGACAGUCGGGGCACAGCCGGCUUCGCUGGUGCCGCGGUGAUGAUGGAGAACAGGCCCAUGAGCCUGAAGCUGAUCAUGACCCUGGCCUUCAGCACCCUCGGCCAGCGCGCCUUCAUGAACCGCACCGUCGGGGAGAUCAUGUGGGGCUACGACGACCCCCUCGUGAACCUCAUCAAUAAGUACUUCCCAGGCAUGUUCCCCUUCAAGGGCAAGUUCGGGUUAUUUGCUGAGGUCAACAACUCCAACUCCGGGCUCUUCACCGUGUUCACGGGGGUCAAAGACUUCAGCAGGAUCCACCUCGUGGACAAGUGGAACGGACUCAGCAAGGUCAACUACUGGCAUUCGGACCAGUGCAACAUGAUCAACGGAACCUCCGGGCAGAUGUGGGCGCCAUUCAUGACUCCCGAGUCCUCGCUGGAGUUCUACAGCCCCGACGCCUGCCGGUCCAUGAAGCUCAUCUACAAGGAGCCGGGGGUGUUUCAGGGCAUCCCCACCUACCGCUUCGUGGCCCCCAAAACCCUGUUUGCCAACGGGUCUGACUACCCGCCCAACGAAGGCUUCUGCCCGUGCAUGGAGUCCGGCAUCCAGAACGUGAGCACCUGCAGGUUCAGUGCCCCCUUGUUUCUCUCCCAUCCUCACUUCUACAACGCCGACCCGGUCCUGGCGGAAGCGGUGACGGGCCUGCACCCCAACCAAGAGGAGCAUUCCUUGUUCCUGGACGUCCACCCGGUCACUGGGAUCCCCAUGAACUGCUCCGUGAAGCUGCAGCUGAGCCUCUACAUCAAGGCUGUCAAAGGCAUCGGACAAACGGGGAGCAUCGAGCCGGUGGUCCUGCCGCUGCUGUGGUUUGGAGAGAGCGGGGCCAUGGAGGGCGAGCCGCUGAACGCCUUCUACAGGCAGCUGGUGCUGAUGCCCAAGGUGCUUCACUAUGCGCAGUACGUGCUCCUCGGCCUGGGCUGCGCGCUGCUGCUCAUCCCCGUCGUCUACCAGGUCCGGAGCCAGGGUCCCAAGGAUGGCGGGAGCCGGCCGAGCCUGGCCGCCGGGCCGGAGCAGCCCCCCAGCCCCUGCACCCCGCUCCUGCAGGACUCUCUCCACGGGCAGCCCGCCAGCCCCCGAGCCUGAGCCCCGGCGGUGGCCGCGCCUGCGCGCACACACGUGCACAGGCGUUGGCGGACACGCUCAGGGACGGAGCUGCUGCUGACGGGACUCGGGGAGAGGCGCUCAUCAACAAGCACUGUACUGGAACCUUCUUUCCAUGUGACCCCCAGCCUGACCACGGGCGCUGCGGGCGUUGCGUCCCUCCCUUGGGUGAGCCUGGCCGUUAGCCGCUGGGCCCGGGCUCUUGACGACUCCUGCCACCUCUUGGGGUCUCCCUUCCCGUCAGGACAAAACCCUGCAGCCCUGGCCUGGCAGCUCGCCCUCCGGCACGGGCCUCUCACUCCGGGGCCGGGCGCUGUCCUGGAGGCCCAGGCUGGGCAGCAGCCUCGCGGUGCCAAAGCCAGGCGGGCAGGGGCCUGGCACUGAGCGAGCUCUGGCCACGGUUUUCCUGCCUGCCUGGGCCCGGGAUGCCCGGGGCAGCUGCUUCCCCGGUCUCCACACCCUCUCGCGGGACCUGGGGUGCCCUGAGGUCCGCACAGGCACUGGGUUUGGAUGUCAGAGGCCCUUUUCCUCCAGCCUAAGCUGACACAGUCCUGUACACUGAGCCGGCCACUCCCUGGCUGGCGUGGCAGCAAGCUGAGCCCCGAGCUGCCCCCGGCCCAGGGUCCCUCGGAUUUUAGGUGCCAGCGUGGAGGCAGGGAGGCCUCGGGGGCCCGUCGGCAGGGUGUCUGCCCUGGGGUGGGCUCCCCCUCUGCCCCGCGCUCCUGGGUCCCGGGGCAAGCGCCUGUUGUCCCUUCUCGACUGGAAGAGAAAUGAAUUUUAUCAUCUUUUCAAAAUGAUUCACUA
Messenger RNA from Propithecus coquereli (Coquerel's sifaka), 2447 nucleotides. It is a transcript of the gene SCARB1, whose product is annotated as scavenger receptor class B, member 1. Gene Ontology annotation, cellular component: cytoplasm; caveola. The record is from RefSeq and is a predicted model, not a curated record. NCBI's taxonomy places the organism in Eukaryota, Metazoa, Chordata, Mammalia, Primates, Indriidae. Gene Ontology annotation, biological process: plasma lipoprotein particle clearance; recognition of apoptotic cell; cholesterol efflux. The coding region runs from base 105 to 1625 and encodes 506 amino acids. Gene Ontology annotation, molecular function: lipid binding; low-density lipoprotein particle binding; scavenger receptor activity. The transcript is spliced from 12 exons.